GAAUUGUUCUAUCGUACGGGCAAUUUCUGCUAAUGCUCCAUUAUAUAAGCCCUUUUUAGCAAAAUGAUUACAGACUACAUUACUAAACCGGGAAACAUGCCUUCCUACAACAUGGGACGGUCCAGAUCAUCCCACGUGGUGGCCAUGCCACUCCCCGGAAGAGGCCACCUCAACCCCAUGAUGAACUUCUGCAAGUUGCUAGCUUCAAGAAGAGAUGACGUACUCAUCACCUUCGUCGUCACGGAGGAGUGGCUGGGGUUCAUCGGCUCCGAUAUCAAGCCGGAUAACAUCCGCUUCGGCACGAUUCCCAACAUCAUCCCCUCUGAGCGAGUUCGCGCAGCUGAUCUGUCCGGGUUUUACGAAGCUGUCAUGACGAAGAUGGAAGAUCCGUUUGAGCAGCUCCUGAAUCGGCUUGAGCCUCCGGUUACGACAAUAGUAGCAGACACAUUUUUAUUCUGGGCGGUCGGCGUCGGGAAUCGCAGGAAUAUCCCGGUAGCCUCGUUCUUUCCGAUGUCGGCGACGUUGUUUUCCAUGUUCCACCAUGUGGAUCUUCUUGCGCAAAACGGCCAUCACCCGAUUGAUAUAUCAGAAAGGGGAGAUGAGCGCGUGGACUACAUCCCUGGACUUUCUUCAACCCUCAUAGCAGAUUUUCCACCAUUACUCCACAACCACAACCCAGUCUUGGCUCGAAUCGUACAAGCAUUUUCAUGGCUGCCCAGAGCUCACUGUCUUCUGCUCACUUCCGUCUAUGAGCUAGAAGCCCAAGUCAUCGACGCUUUGAAAUCAAUAUUCUCAUCCCCCAUAUACCCCAUUGGCCCUGUAAUACCUUAUUUCAAACUCGGAGAUAGUUCCUCUGUAACUACUGGUUCUGACAACCUCAACUACCUCCAAUGGCUGGACUCCCAACCUUGUCACUCGGUGUUGUACAUCUCCUUUGGAAGCGUUCUUUCGGUUUCGAGUGCACAGACGGAUGAAAUUGCAGCUGGGUUGCGCGACAGCGGUGUUAGGUUUCUGUGGGUGGCGCGUGGAGAAGCUUCUCGGCUCAGAGAGGUGUGUGGUGAGAUGGGGUUGGUAGUGCCCUGGUGUGAUCAAUUGAAGGUGCUGUCACAUUCUUCUGUAGGCGGAUUCUGGACGCAUUGUGGGUGGAACUCCACCGUGGAAGGCCUUUUUUCUGGGCUUCCUUUUCUGACUUUCCCGAUAGCACUUGAUCAAUUUUCAAACAGUAGGGCAGCUGUGGAGGAUUGGAAGAUCGGGUGGAGGGUGAAGAGACAGGCGGGAGUGGAAACUUUGGUGCCGAGAGAAGAGAUUGCCGAACUUUUGAAGAGAUUCAUGGAUUUGGAAAGCCAUGAGGGAAAAGAAAUGAGGAGAAGAGCAAGAAAAGUUCAGAAGAUCUGUGAAGAAGCAACUGCAAAUGGUGGAUCCUCGGAAACCAAUAUGGAUGCUUUUACAAGAGAAAUCACACAACUCCUCCUCCCCAGCCAUGAAGAGAUUUGAACUGCUUAUCAAAGCUUGCUUUAUUACCUUGGAAAUAUUUCAUGGCUGACUAAUUCCCAACCAUCUCUGCUCUUAAACAUUUAAAUGGCGGGAUGUUUUCUUUUGUCCUAU
Messenger RNA from Vitis vinifera (wine grape), 1605 nucleotides. Its product is annotated as UDP-glycosyltransferase 87A1. The coding region runs from base 64 to 1494 and encodes 476 amino acids. The record is from RefSeq and is a predicted model, not a curated record. The transcript has 2 exons. Lineage: Eukaryota; Viridiplantae; Streptophyta; Magnoliopsida; Vitales; Vitaceae. Gene Ontology annotation, molecular function: UDP-glycosyltransferase activity.